This is a messenger RNA of Erigeron canadensis, 1511 nucleotides long. Its product is annotated as leucine-rich repeat extensin-like protein 4. The record is from RefSeq and is a predicted model, not a curated record. The transcript has a single exon. Bases 117 to 1241 code for a protein of 374 amino acids. Lineage: Eukaryota; Viridiplantae; Streptophyta; Magnoliopsida; Asterales; Asteraceae. Gene Ontology annotation, molecular function: protein binding.
AUUUAAUUCAAGACCAACCAACUCCAUUAUCUUCCACCAUUAAUUUCCUGUAAAAAAACACACCCAACUCUAAUAAGACCUUCCUUCACCUCCUCCAUUUCUUUACAGUCAAAAAAAUGGAGAAAAAAUGCAAACUUUUUUUACUUACUUUACUCACAUUGCUUGCAGUUCAAGGUGGUGUAAAUGGUGGUGGAAGAACCACAGGAAAUGGGCCAAACCAAUCACCUUCAAAUGCAUACAUUGCACUUCAAGCAUGGAAGGCAGCUAUUAAAGAUGACCCAAAAGGAAUCCUGAACUCAUGGGUUGGGCCAAAUGUGUGUGAUUAUACAGGUGUGUUUUGUUCAGGGAGAAUUGUUGCAGGCAUAGAUCUUAACCAUGGUGGUCUUGAUGGUAUUUUAGUCAAAGAACUUUCUUUACUAAAAGACAUGUCUUUGUUUCAUCUCAAUAGUAAUAGGUUCACUGGCACCAUCCCAGAUAGCUUUAAAGACCUUUUAGCGCUCACUGAACUUGACCUUAGUAAUAACCAAUUUUCAGGACAAUUUCCAACCAUUAUUCUCCAAAUCCCAAAUCUUGUAUAUUUAGACCUUAGAUUCAAUAUGUUUUCAGGGCCUAUUCCUGAUUCAGUCUUUAUCAAGAAUCUUGAUGCAAUUCUACUUAAUAACAACAACUUUCAAGGCGAAAUCCCACAAAGUUUAGGCAACUCCCCUGCUUCUGUGAUCAACUUAGCUAACAAUAAGCUCACUGGUGAUAUCCCAAUUAGCUUUGGUUAUUCUAGUCCAAGGUUGAAAGAGAUCUUGUUUUUGAACAAUCAGUUAACUGGUUGCAUACCUCAAGGCAUUGGGUUAUGGUCAGAUUUACAAGUUUUUGAUGCAAGUUUUAACUCGUUGAUGGGUCAUUUGCCCGACUCGGUUUCUUGUUUGGAAGAUAUUGAAGUGUUGAAUAUUGCACAUAACAAGUUGUCUGGUGAGUUGCCAGAUGUGGUUUGUGGGUUGAAAUCUUUGGUGAAUUUGAGUGUUGCAUACAAUUUCUUUUCAGGGUUUAGUCAAGAAUGUGCUAAGUUGUAUGGCAGGAAUGUCGGUUUUGAUUUUGCAUUGAAUUGUAUUCCUGGGAGGGAAAUGCAAAGGCCUCAACCAGAAUGUGAUAUGAUUCCUGGUGGUAGUUUGAGUUGCCUUAGAAUUCCAUCUCUUGGAACUCUUUCAUGUGGGCAAUUGCUUACAUCUUUGAGCUCAUCAGUCCCAUGAGAAAAGUUGCAGACUUUUUGGUUGCAGUGGAGGAAUUGGCUGAUUUGCAAACUUUUUUAUAUUAUUUUAACAACACGUCACCAAGAAUUGUUAUCAAAGCGAAUUGGUUAAUCUAGACCGGAAUGUUAAAGUUCCGGGUUAUUGUGGUUGUAAGUCAUUGAUUAUUUUUAGAGCUAGUAGAUGAACAAAGUUAUAACCUGUACUAUGAUCUGUCUUUGUAUUGAAAAAGACAUGUUUAGUGAGAUAUAGAAAUGAAUUUUGAUUUGAAUA